Molecule: messenger RNA, 5511 nt
Organism: Vicia villosa (hairy vetch)
Lineage: Eukaryota; Viridiplantae; Streptophyta; Magnoliopsida; Fabales; Fabaceae
Product: rust resistance kinase Lr10-like
Exons: 2
Coding region: 122-1942 (606 amino acids)
Biological process (GO): protein phosphorylation
Molecular function (GO): ATP binding; polysaccharide binding; protein kinase activity
Source: RefSeq, a predicted model, not a curated record
ACCUCUCAUACUAUUAUGUGGUCUAGUUUUCUGACGCUUCUAACAGAGUAUUCAAUAAUAACUAUAUUUAUUUAUAUGAUUUCUAUUAGCAGGUUCAACUCAAGUAUCAAUAACUCCUAAAAUGGCAACCUGUUCAAAUAUGAUGAUGGUCAUAAUUCUCACAGUGAUUUGCAGCAGAGUUAUAUGGCAAGUUAAUGGUUGUAGUGGAAGGGACUCCAGAUGCGGACGUGACGGCCCGCCAAUCCGAUUUCCCUUCCGACUUAAAGACAGUAAAACUGAACAUGGGUGCAGCUAUACCGGCUUUGAUCUUACUUGUUCAGAUAAACACAAAACACUUAUUGAGCUUCCUUUACAUUCUGGUCCACUUAUCCUCCAAGUCAUAAGCAUAAAUUAUCUAAGCCAAUUUCUAACAGUAUCUGACCCGGAAAAUUGCAUUCCAGGACAGUUUUUAAAGCUCUUUCAAUCACAAACUUCUCUUCAAUCACAAACUUCUCCCUUUCAAUUAGAUGGUAAUCCCCCCAAUGUCACUUAUAACUUCACUUUCCUCCAUUGUAGCUCAUUAUCCUGCCCGGUUCAUGUUGUUGAGUCUUCUGAUACACUGCUUGAUUCGGGUGUGGAUCCAAUACUUUGCACCAAGACUUUAGAUAUUACUUCUUCAUCAGUGUACCCGCCAAUAUAUCAACAGGACAAUUUGUAUUUGGCUUGGUCACAACCCAAUUGUUUCAAGUGUGAAAUAGAAGGCAAGAUGUGUAAACUGAAAAUCAACGGAACAGAAGAUGAGACAGAAUGUUUUGAUCGUCAUCACAAACCUACUAAGAAAAUAAUUCUAUAUGUCACAGUUCCGUUCGUUGGUUUGAUUCUGGUGACAUUGAUUCUUACAACAUGUUUGCGUGUCUAUAACUAUUUUAAAAUGAAAGGUGAAGAUGAGACUAGAAUUGAAAAAUUCUUAGAGGAAUACAGGGCGCUAAAUCCUGCAAGAUUCUCGUAUGCCGAUAUAAAGAGAGUUACGAAUAAUUUUAGAGAAAAGUUGGGUGAAGGAGCUCACGGAGCAGUUUUCAAAGGUAAAUUAUCUAAUGAAAUUUUCGUGGCUGUGAAGAUGCUUAAUAACACAGAGGGUGAUGGAAAAGAAUUCAUCAAUGAAGUGAAAGCUAUGGGAAAAGUUCAUCACAUUAAUGUGGUUCGUUUGCUUGGAUUUUGUGCUGAUGGAUGCUAUCGUGCUCUUGUUUACAAUUUCUUUUCAAACGGUUCAUUACAAAAUUUUAUAACCCGACCUGAUGAUAAGGACCGCUUUCUGGGUUGGGAGAAAUUACAUCAGAUUGCUAUCGGCAUAGCAAAGGGUAUUGAGUAUCUUCAUAUGAGUUGUGAUCAACAAAUUCUUCACUUUGAUAUUAAUCCUCACAAUGUGUUAUUAGACGACAAGUUACUUCCCAAAAUAACAGAUUUUGGUUUGGCUAAAUUGUGUUCUAAAGAUCAAAGUGCUGUUUCAGUAACUGCUGCAAGAGGGACUUUGGGUUACAUUGCGCCUGAAGUAUUUUCGAGAAACUUUGGGAAUAUAACGUAUAAAGCUGACAUAUAUAGUUAUGGGAUGUUACUACUAGAAAUGGUUGGAGGAAGAAAGAAUAUAAGUCAGUUGUCAGAGGAAAAUUCUCAAGUUCUAUAUCCAGAAUGGAUUCACAAUCUCUUUGAAGGGAAAGAUAUGCAAGUGAAAAUUGAGGGAGUAGAAAAUGAUAUAAUAUUAAAGAAGCUUGCAAUUGUAGGACUAUGGUGCAUUCAGUGGCACGCAAUAAACCGCCCGUCAAUAAAAGUUGUGCUUCGAAUGUUAGAGGCUUUAGAAGAAGAAGACUUGGUUGUGCCGCCAAAUCCUAUUAGCUCAAAUACUUUCAAAGUUGCUGAAAUCCCGACAAAAUACUCGACCUUAGAGUUGGAAUCUAUACAUGAAUGAUAUAUAUUACUCGCAUGAAAGAACAUAUGAAGUGGAUCAAGACUAACUUUUUAUAUGUCAUGUAUGUGUUGUAUUAAUCUUGAUGUAUUUCAAUAGUUUUUUAAGAAGAGAAAUAAUAUUGAAGGGUGUAUAAGGGAAACUCUACUCUGUUAUAAAUUAUACAAUCUGAUCACAACACCAUGGUAACGGGAAACUACCAACUUUUUAUGAAGGAUUACCGAAUACUCCCUCGAUCAUGUGCUCGCAAGCUAGACUAUACAAUAACACACCACCAAUAUAGUACAAUGCAAAUUUCCUUCAUAUUAGUAUUUACAGACUAAAUGAUUUGAUGAUACACUUAAACAUGUAGUUAACAGAAUUUUUCGUGCGUCUAAUCCUAAAUCAAUUGUUACAAUCUGAAUAACUUCCUGGUAUCACCUGCACUCUGGAUUUCUUAAUGGUAUGAAGGGGUAAAGAAAUUAAGGUACACUAAAGUCUUUGCACCUGAUAUUGACUUCAGAUUUAUUUGUGAUUUUAGAGUUGAGUGGCCCAUACCUGAAUUCUAUUAUCUCCUUCCAAUUGGCUAUAGAAUCAGCAAGCAAUGCCGUUUCCAUUUGUUUAGAAAAGUCAUAUUGAACGCUUCUAAAUUCUUCACACUGAUCCCUACUUAGUGCUUCCUCCUACAAACCCAACAAAUUUUACAAAUGUUGGAGGAUCCGCCCCAAAGUACUAAUGUUGAAUGCUAACGAGGGAGUGGAGAAUUUCCUUUGGGGCCUUGUAGAAGGAUAAGAAAUACAGCUGAAUGCUACUUAGGGUUGAGUUGGUAAGAGUAUCUCUUCCUUCGAUGGAAAAAUAUUUGACUUUUCAAAGAGAUAGCCUUCUCAUAUUUUCAAUAACCGGUUGCCAUGUAACUCACCUUAUUGGGUUUAUCUUAUUGGCAGUCCCAAGAAGUUGAAUGGUAAAAGCUCUCUGUUGUAUACUAGAAGAAAUGAUGUCGCCACUUGGAGAAAGAUAUCCUCUUUGUUUAUUAUGUACAUUUUGCUUUUGAAGAAGUUAAUUCUUAGUCCUAAUACUAGUUCAAAGCUUCUCACAAUUGUUUGAAAACACCAUAGCUCAUUCUCAUUCUCAUUCCCACUUCAAAAGAGAAUGGUAUCAGAUUUGAAAUUUCAUACUCUCAUUGGUUUUGACCCGUGUAAGUCGCCAAUUGAGUUGAAUUCAUAUUCGUGAGCCCUUAUGUUGCUACUAAAAACAAAAAUGGUUGCAUAAAAAAGGGCAAUGAAAAGCAAUGACCAAGAAGAUAGAGUUUCACCAAGAGUGGUCGGCUUUCCUUCCACUACCUCAUGCUCUGUGUUGAGCUGAUCUCGGGGGAUUUUUACUCCAAGACACAACAAUUCCACCUUGUUCACAGCAUUAAUAAAGUAGACAUACAUCACCUGGAUGGAAACAAAGACGAUAUUGUCAUAUUCCUUCUUUAACAUUUUUAGAUGCUCAGUUAGAGUUUUAACCUCUUCCUCAUGAGACUUCUUCCCACUCAUCAAAGAAAACUCGAUGUCAUCCACCAUUUUGUUUAUAGUCUUAAGAGAAUCCUUAGUCUUAUUCAGAGUAUCUCUAACGCUUAAUAACGAUGUCUAGACCUCGCCUAUAGUCAUUUCAUUUUUCUCCAUGAGCCCUUCCAAGACCAAAUGUUUUACCUUUGUAGCAAGAACAAAAGGGGGUUUGUUCUCUUUAGUCUCCUUUUGCGAAUAUGCCAAAAACCCUUUUGCUUCGGUAAGAUUCUUCUAAUUAAUGAAUAAACAUGAUAAAAUGAACAAGCAUUGAAAGUCAUACAUAAAGUCAAAUUUCCUAUCCUCGCCAAAUAUCCUUUUUUUUCUCUUCUAUGGUGGCUUCCUCUACCAGCAAUUGGGCUUCCUAAUCAUAAGAAGGGCCAACACCAUCUACAAAACCAUAAAAUCUAAAUCAUAAAAGACAAUAAACUCAGUCUUCAAACCCUUUUCUUUCUGAGACAGAUAUGAAAACUUGAAGACAUACGUGUUCGAAGCCUACAAAGUAGCAGUCAUUCCAAUACUUAUGAAGAAUAACCCUCUUGUUAUACACACAAGCUCUCAUGAGUCUCACAACCAAGUGGUAUCGAUCCUUAAACUAUUUGAUGUUGUCCAUGUAGGCUUCAAACAUCAUUUUUCUUGCUCGAAGGAAAGCAACCCUUGCUCCCGAUCCUCCAUGUCAAUAUUAGGUACGUUGUAUAUUAAAGAGACGGAACACAAGUUUUAAGGUAGGAGUGUUAUUAUUAUAUUCAUACUGGUACUAAAAUACCUUUACAUGAGCCCAAAUCACCGGGUGCAGUUGCGAGAGCAUGAUUUUCAAAUGGUUUAUAACCCUAACUUUGAAUUCAUUGAAAGGAAACUUGGAUCGCAUUAUGGAAAACAAGCACUCAUGGAGGGGCAACGUACACCAGCCAAAGUGGUUGCAUAACCUUUUAUCCAACACUACAUUGGAGAUCAUCCAAUCAGAAGACAUGCCUACAUCUUGAUGGGCAUUAUCAAUCUUGCAUGUCUCAUUGAAGAUAGAUGUGGUACGCAAGACGUCUUGUUCCAUCCAUGGGUUCUAGUCUACGUUAGCAAAAAUCUUGAGAUCACCUUGUCCCCUCCGUACCAUCUCCUCAUCAUUGUCAACAAGCAAAAAAUUACAAUCGUGAGUUUCGGAACAGGGUCGAACCCAAUCAAUUACCUAACCUUAUAAUCACUUGAAUCCCUACCUUAUUGACACCUAAAGGCCUUAAUAUAAACACAGUCUUUCUAUUCAUUCUAGUACUCCUUUACCAUGUCAGAGUUUGUUAUGGAGAUUUCGGGGAAAGCAAAGCCACGACCAACUUCCCUGACUUCAAUCCUAAACAGGUUAGCUCCCUCAUCUUCCUCCACAUCCAUUUCAAUGUCUGCCUAAUCUUUGGCACCUUUCUGACCCUUCAACAUCCUUCCGGAGUUACCCACAUCGUUAGAACAAUCACUAAUCUAUAUAAAAUAUACUGAAGGAUAUCUCAAAUCUAAAGGAGAUACUUCCAAUAUAUCUGGAUUUACCAUUCUAAUUCACGAAGAAGCAUCGCUUAUAUCAUCCUUACUAGACAAUUCUGUGAAAGCAUUGUUUGGGUUUUCUAUGUUGGACAUGACUAGAAAUAAAUAGAAAAAUCUGAAAGGAUGGAAAAAGAAGGUGUUAACUCGAGAAAAUUGGACCCAAUCCAACGUUUUUCCACACUUCACGUCGCGCCAACAAGAAGCAGUUUUAACCUUCCACCAUAUAUAAACUUCGUAACAGGUACAAUUUCAUUCACUUAUGCAAAAUUUUCUCAUCUCUGACUUCAUUGACUUGAGCGUUGGAACGUUAAUCUUGUAAGCACACUCCCGCUACAUUGCACCAAAAGUCUACACAGUCGCAUAAGUAUACUUAUUUUAUGACAUAAGUUUUGAGAGACUAGUUAUUUGAAAAAACCGAUGAAAAUAACUUAUAUCAUUGUUCAUAACUUAUUUUCAUCUUACUUUUAUAAAUUUUCUAAAAUAACAAAACUUAAUUUUAUUAUUUAACAUGAUAUUUUUUAAGAA